AUGCGUCUUCUGGCCGCUGCAGACCGCAUGACCGAAACGGAACGGGCAAAGGCACAGGGCUUUGCAGAUUGGCUCUUAGGAGUUGGAGACGGCUCGGCGAACAAAACAGAAGACUCUAUCGCGCUCCCACGUGAGCUUUUUCUGCCGGCGACCACGACGAACAGAUCCAGUUUGAUCAGACGCGUUUAUCCCGGCCCCGCGCUCAAACUGGACAAUAUGUCAAUAGGCGAAAAAGUCGAAUACUUCCGAGAUCGAGCAAUUCUGGCGCCCACAAAUUCGCAGGUGGAUCAGAUCACCGACAUGGUGCUCGACGUGCUGCCGGGUGACGCUCAAAAGUUCUACAGCGCGGAUUCGGACGAAAACGAAGACGAAUCACUGUUCUUGAUCGAGUACCUUCAGAGUCUCAAGGAAAGAGUGUGUCUGGAGACGCCCGUCUUUUCUCACGGCCAGUUGUAUGUCGCGUUGUCCCAAGCAACUUAUGUGGACGGUGUCAGAGUUCUGCUUCAUCAGACUGAGAACGGAGAAGCGGAUAAUGUUGAAAUGAAGGCUGUGUACAUUUGA
Messenger RNA from Microbotryum saponariae, 561 nucleotides. Lineage: Eukaryota; Fungi; Basidiomycota; Microbotryomycetes; Microbotryales; Microbotryaceae. The record is from the annotation of a GenBank genome assembly.